AACAAUCCGUUUCCGGGGUGGAGCCAGGGAGGGCGGGAGUUUAGGCUGCGCCGACCCCUCAGCCCCCCUCCAGGAGACGUUCGGAACCCGGACAUGUCGGGAUUGAGGAGAUACGAGGUGGCGCUGGAGGCGGAGGAGGAGAUCUACUGGGGCUGCUUCUACUUUUUCCCCUGGCUGCGAAUGUGGCGCCGAGAGCGGAGCUCGGCGCACCCCCGACAACAGAAGCUGGAACCUCUUCGGGGCCUGAUGAGCUGUCUGUCGAGCGGCCUGGGCCCUGCUCCCCAGCGCUCAGGCCGCGGCCUCCUCUGCCGCACCCCCACCACCGCUGCCCAGCCAGCCGGUGCAUUAAAGAUUUAAAGCGAAGCCUACCUACCAAACUGCCUUCCUGACUCCGCCGCCGCGGCCUCCAUUCGAGCUGGGAACCCCCUCUCUCCGUAUCCGCUGUUUCCUUCCCAACCUGGCUUCUCUCCCUUUUAGCCAAGGCCCCAAUUAAGACUAAGGGCUCCUCAUCAGUGUCAGGCUUCUUGUUACUGUCAGUGACUGCUUCUCCGCCACAUCCCCUAAAAAAAUAUCCAUCACUGGUAGUAGCCUAUAUGGUAAGAACUAAGUAAUCUUGGCCUGAUCUACCUCUCCACUUUAUCCCCAUACUGGUAUGUUUGUUCCCACAAUCCCAGCUAUCUGUUACCAUCUUCCUCCUGGCCAGAACUUCGCCCAAUGUUUGAAGAAUCUGCUCUUCCUGAGAGUGGAUCUAAAACAGUUUAAGCCAGGGUUGUAGAGCAUAGUCAGUAAGAGGAGGAAAUUCCUAAAAGCUGAGCCCAGCCAGUAGCCUGCCUCAGGAGAAUGAUGAAGGGUGGAGAUGUUUCCUACAGUUAGUAUCCCCACCUGAUUCCAGGUUUUGAGACAGUGGCAUCAGCCUACCUAGCAGUUCUUGCUACUUCCCUAUGAAAGUCCAAGCAUCAUUACUCCCUGCCAUCCCUUUUUUUCUCACCACCCAACCAGUCUGAGACCCUAACUCCUAAAGUGGUGAGAGACUAGAACUGCUUUAUGGGCCUGCUUUCAGUUAUAAACCAGAUCCAGCACCAGAAAGGGUACUAGAGAAUUAAAUUACAGAAAUAACUCAUUCCUGGCUAAGGCCAAAACUGGGUUUCACCUUAAGCUGCACCUGCUACAGCAAAUUGUGACUGAAAAAGAAGACUUGGUCUUAUUUUUGGAGAAAUCAGCACACACCAGGACAGUUUGUUUUCUGCCUUCCAAAACUGUUGUUCUCAACUGCCAAGUCCUGGAAAGCUCACAAAGUCAGUGGUGAUCUACCAGCUGACAGAGACCUAUGACAUGAAUGGAACAUGGGAAAAUUCCUUGGGAUUUCUUUGAAAACACUCAAGCAGAAGUCCAAACUGGCAGUGGGAGAAGGAACUCUUAAGACCUCUGGGUACCAAAAAUUCAACAUGAGUGGCCUUUGGAUUGUGAUGGCUUUCAAGAAAGCACCUGAGGAGAUCAAACCGAUGGCCUUGCACAUAGUAGGCAACUGUUUUUGAAUUUUAAAUAAAUGGAAUCACACAAAGAAA
Molecule: messenger RNA, 1565 nt
Organism: Dipodomys spectabilis (banner-tailed kangaroo rat)
Lineage: Eukaryota; Metazoa; Chordata; Mammalia; Rodentia; Heteromyidae
Exons: 4
Coding region: 94-357 (87 amino acids)
Source: RefSeq, a predicted model, not a curated record